AUGGGAGACACUGCAAAGGCUAUCCAGGCGCUCAAGGAGUCGCGGCCCCCAGCAACAGACAACUUCACCUACCUCACUCUGAUCGAGCAGUUCCUCUCGCCAGAAAUCCUGCCCACCCUCAACGAGAUCCUGCAAGAUGCAAGUCUCACCUCGGAGAUCGGCUGGGACCUUGUCGACAAGCUGGCCCCCGUGCAGGGGUCGGAGCAGGUCCUCGAGACUGUCGCCCGCCUCGGCAACCCACGCGAGUGCAUCAUCAAGGUCCUCGAGGUCCUGGAGGCCUUGCAGGUGCCUGCAGAGAAGGAAACUCCUGAGGACCUGACCCUGGACGACGGCGACGAGGCCAAGGGGAAGCAACAGCCCAUCUCCAUAGAAGAGGCAAACCGCCGCUUCAUCACCCUGCUGGGCAUGCUCGCCAUCCUCCACAAGCGCAUCAAGACAAAGUACCCCUCGCGCUUCCUCGCCUCCAGCCUGCUCACCAUCUAUAAGACCUAUCAGCCCAACCAGGAGCAGACUGCCUCCAUCCUGAACCUCGUCCACUCCCUGUCCGGCCAGAGGGCACGCCCGCCCCUGCCUGAGAGGAAGUCCAGCGUCAAUGUUGCCAACCCGGACCAUGACGGUGACGCAUCCAAGAAUGCCCCGGAUCCCGAGGCCGACCAUGAGGGAGACUCAUCCGACGAGGAUGAGAUUCAGAGACGCCUGUUACUAUCCUUUACGAGUUGCGUGCUUGAGUCGUAUGUUGGUGCCAACGACAUGUCCUGGUCGAGGAGGCUACUGGAGUUCUACAACCCAGACAAGAUAGUCCCCGGUAGGAAAACAGCCACGCAAGCCUUUAGGGACGACCAGAAGCUGGCAAACAGGGACGCCAUGGUCGGAAAGCUGGUGGCACUCACACGGGAUCUUGGCCUAUCCAAGUGUCCCAGGUCCAUCAUUCAUGACAUCUGCAACGAGCCGGUCAACAGAACACCCCUGACAAACAUAGAAGAGGCGUCCAACGCAACGGACAUUGACCUCUCAACCGGCGGCAUGAUAUGUCUGAUGGCCUACUGGGUCUUCUCAUCAACCGUCUUCGAUGCCGACGCGCCUACGCCCGAGAUGCACCUUUUCCCAGACCACCUGACGCUCCUCGAGAACUUCCUAGGCGAGACGCCCCAGUCGCAGAUCCUAGAGCACCCCGCGACCAUUGAGGCGAUCCUGGUCGUCGGCCUCUGGCUCGAGGAGAACAAGCUCAUUUCCGCGGACGCCGCCAAGGACGAGCCCAACUUCAUGUCCUUCCACCACGCCCUUACUCUCUGCGCCGUCUUCCACCCGUCAAUACACGUGCGCAACGCCGCCGUCACGCUGGCGGGCCUGAUCCUGCACGACGACCCGGACGACGCGGACCGGCUCAAGAUCCUCGAGGACCUGCUGGAGAACGCGCCCUUCGCCUCGCUCAAGGCCUGCGCGCUGACGUGGCUGCGCGAGGAGCUCAUCAGCGCGCACAAGGCCUCCACCGAGGCCAAGGAGCGCGGCGGCAGUGCCAGUGGCAGUGCCAGCCAGCAAGGCAACGUCUUCGCGACAACGCAGUGCAUAGAGCAGCUGCAGUACGCCAUCUUCCCGAACCUGGUGUCGGCGCUCGAAAAGGCCGGCACGGAGGCGCUGCUCGAGUACUGGACCGAGAACUCGGCGUUCCUGAUCCAGGCGGCCAACUUCGCCUACUUCCUGUUUGCGUCUGACACAUGCAAGGAGGUUGUCCCCGGGGCCAUGGGCGCGGCGGUCGAGCAGCGGUACGUCGAGCCGCUUUUGGCCGCUGCAGGGAAGCUGGAGGAGCGGAUAAAGAACGACGGCGACGGCAACGACGACCAGGGCGGGCAGGCAUUGCUGCUGGAGCUGGAUAUCCUGCAGACGAGACUCAAGGGCCUGCCGCUCCAUUAG
This is a messenger RNA of Diaporthe citri, 1911 nucleotides long. RefSeq lists its product as uncharacterized. The record is from RefSeq and is a predicted model, not a curated record. Gene Ontology annotation, cellular component: cytoplasm. Gene Ontology annotation, biological process: cellular response to oxidative stress. Bases 1 to 1911 code for a protein of 636 amino acids. The transcript has 2 exons. Lineage: Eukaryota; Fungi; Ascomycota; Sordariomycetes; Diaporthales; Diaporthaceae.